Paramecium pentaurelia is the source of this 1481-nucleotide messenger RNA. The record is from the annotation of a GenBank genome assembly. NCBI's taxonomy places the organism in Eukaryota, Ciliophora, Oligohymenophorea, Peniculida, Parameciidae.
AUGAAUAAAUACCUCGGAUUUACAAAUUAGGAUUACCAAAGAUAAAUAGAAGAAUGCUUUCAAGGUGUAUAAAACUAAAUUGAAGUAAAAGACUUAAUUUAUAAAUUUAAUAGUCUUCAUUCAAUAAUAUUGAUGCUUAUCUGGAUUCCCUUCUUAAUGAAACUUCUGAUUCUUUGAAUGUUUAAGAUCAAAAGUCUCUUGAAAAUUCAUAAUAUACAUCUUAAAUUAAUUGGCCUUAAUUUAAAUUGAAUGAUGCAAAAUUUGUUUCAUAACUCUCUUAAGACAUAUAACCAAUAAUCAAGACUAAAAUUAACAAUUAAUUAUUGCUCAAAGAAUAAUAACUUCAAAUUAAUAUCAGUUAAAAAUGUGAACAAUAGAUAAGAGAUAUUUAAAAAUCAAUGGAAUAGAAAUUAAUAGAUAAGGAAAUCUUAUUAGAACAAAAAAAUAAAGAAAUAGAAUGUUUAAAUAGUAAAUUAAAUAUAAAAGAAUAAUAAACUAUUUAAUCUACUCAUUCAAUAAAUCUCAAACCUUUCAAUUAUUAAAUAAUUCAACAAUCUUCAAUUUCAUAAAAUGAUUGGUGUUAUGCUAUAGCUUUUGAUAAUGAUUGUUCAACAUUGGUGGCUGGAUGUGAAUCAUAAAUUAAAGUAUAUGAAUUCAAAUAAGGAAUCAUCAAAGAAAUUUAAACUUUAAAUGAACAUUAGAGUAGAGUAUUUACUUUAAACUUCAUGAAGAAAUCGAAAUAGUUUAUAUCUGGAAGUGUAGAUAAAUCUAUUAGAAUAUGGAAAUAAAAUUAAAAUUAUUUAUGGAGUUCAUUAUAGAUAUUAAAUGGACAUAAUGGAGUAAUCAGUUGUUUAGUAUUAAAUAUAAAUGAAGAUCUAAUUAUAUCAGGGAGUCAUGAUAAUACUAUUAAAUUUUGGAUAAAGAAGAAUGAAUGGUUAUGUUAAUAAACAAUUACUGAUCAUUCUGAUUCUGUAUAUGGAUUGAGUUUGAAUUAAUAAUAAAAUAGAAUAGUAUCAUGUGGAGAUGAUAAAUUAAUAUUAAUAAUAGAAAAUUAAGGAUAGAAUACAGAAUGGAAAGUAAUACAAAAGAUUAAUAUUAAUAAUUAUGGAUUGAGAGUAUGCUUUAUUGAUAAUAAUAUGUUCACAUUGUCUCAAUAUAAUUAAGAAUAUAUAUCUGUCUUUGAAAUGAAUAAUAUCAAUAAAUAGUUUACGAAAACUAGAGAUAUUACUAUUAAGUGUGGAUCAGAUUGUAAUUGUUUAUUUCCUUAAUAAUACAUAAAUUAAAAAUGUAUUUUAUUAAGUAAGAAUGGUGAAUAUGUCAAUUUGAUAAGAAAAAAAUAAAAUGGAGAGUUUCUAACUGAAUAAUCUAUUCAUUUUGCAACUUAUUCUAUAUUUGGAGGAAUGAGUGAAGAUGGAUAGUAUUUGAUCACAUGGGAUAAAUAAUCAUGUUAAAUAUAAAUUAGGAAAUAUCAUGAAUUAUGA